Molecule: messenger RNA, 1222 nt
Organism: Heterobilharzia americana
Lineage: Eukaryota; Metazoa; Platyhelminthes; Trematoda; Strigeidida; Schistosomatidae
Source: the annotation of a GenBank genome assembly
GUGUUUUGGUACUUAAAACCAAAGAUGAUGUACGAAGAUUGCGUGAUAAAUAAGUUGAUGAUAAGCAACAGGAAAAACCUCACCUGGUUAACUAGUUUACUAGUUACUAGCCGGUCCUAAGCCCGGGUAAAGAGGGAAGGUUGGGCAUAGGGCUAGCAACCUUACCCCGCAAAACAAAUCUAACCGCUAAAGAAACUUCAAAGCACAAACAAAAUAUAAAAAAUGAAAACAAACUUAUUCCCCGCUGGAAUCGCAGAGGCGAAAUGACGCCAAAUGGUGAAAGCCUUCGGGAAGCCAAUUGGCCGAUGUGUCUUCUCUCGAUGAAAGCGAAAGUAAACGUGGGGACAUGGAAUGUCCGCACGAUGUUUGAACCCAGUAAGGCAGCACAGAUUGAAAACGAGAUGAGAAGGUAUAACAUCGAAGUGCUUGGGAUUUGCGAAAGCAGAUGGAAUGGGAGUGGACUCUCCAAACUGUCAACUGGAGAAUCAAUAAUCUACUCCGGUCACCCAGACGCCAACCACGAGCACACUGAGGGAGUGGCUAUCAUGAUGUCCUCAAGAGCAUCGAAGGCUCUCAUGCAGUGGGAACCAAUCUCCUCCUGCAGGAUCAUGACAGCAAGAUUCAACUCAAAAGGAAGAAAGGUCACAAUCAUACAAUGUUAUGCACCUACAAAUAAUGCAGAGCAAGAGAAAAAGGAGGAUUUCUACAGACAACUUCAAUCAACACUGGGCAAGACAUCAGUUGGCGAUAUCAAAAUUCUGAUGGGCGACAUGAAUGCGGAACUGGGAGGGGACAACACGGGAAGAGAACUAACCAUGGGUCGAGAGGCGCUAGGUGAGGUGAUGAACGAGAAUGGAGAAUUGUUUGCAGAAUUCUGUGCAUUCAACGAUUUGGUGAUUGCAGUGAGGCAGCGUGUUCAGGCACAAAGAUAUCCACAAAGCGACAUGGACUUCACCAGAUGGACACACUAAAAAUCAAAUCGACUUUAUCUCAAUCUCAAGAAAAUGGAGACGCAGUCUACUUAACACAAGGUCAAGAAGAGGAGCAGAUGUAGGUUCAGACCACUAUCUAGUGCAAGGAACCUUCCAAAUCAAGUUAAAAGCCUUCAAGGAAGCUGGUGAUAGACCUCAAUUCAAGUACAACACUCGGAAACUGAAGGAUGAAACUACAAAGGAGAUCUUCAAGGCAGCCAUCAAGACAAAAUGGGAGACAUCGAGGGACA